Molecule: messenger RNA, 3851 nt
Organism: Struthio camelus australis
Lineage: Eukaryota; Metazoa; Chordata; Aves; Struthioniformes; Struthionidae
Source: RefSeq, a predicted model, not a curated record
AUGCCCUGUGAACUCAGGCAACUGCUUUCAGGCUUCUGUCCUGCGAGUAAAGGAGGGUUUUUUUUGGUCGCAAAGAGCAAGGCCUCAGAGGAGAGCGAUGCUCCUCCACCCAAAAGAGCCCACAUCUUUUAUGGCAGUUUGGAAGAGAAGGAAAGAGAGCGUCUUGCAAAAGGAGAGUCAGGCCUGCUGGGAAAAGAGGGCGUGAAGGCUGCAAUUGAGGCUGGCAACAUUAACAUAAGCAGUGGUGAGGUCUUUGAUCUCGAAGACCAUAUGAGCGAGCGUCAGGCCGAAGUCUUAGCCGAGUUUGAGCGCAGGAAGAGAGCCCGGCAAAUCAACGUUUCCACUGACGACUCUGAAGUGAAAGCCUGCUUACGAGCCCUUGGGGAGCCCAUCACGCUCUUUGGAGAAGGUCCUGCAGAAAGGAGAGAGAGAUUACGAAAUAUCCUUUCAGUGGUUGGCACAGAUGCCUUGAAAAAGAGUAGGAAAGAUGAUGACAAGUCUAAAAAAUCCAAAGAAGAGUAUCAGCAAACCUGGUACCACGAAGGACCACGCAGUCUGAAGACAGCUAGGCUGUGGCUUGCUAACUACUCGCUCCCCAGGGCAGUGAAGCGGCUAGAAGAAGCCCGGCUGCUCAAAGAGAUUCCAGAGGCAACCAGAACAUCACAGAGACAGGAGCUACACAAAUCCCUGAGGUCCUUGAAUAACUUCUGCAGUCAGAUUGGAGAUGAUCGGCCGCUGUCCUACUGCCAUUUCAGCCCCAAUUCCAAAUUCCUAGCUACUGCCUGUUGGAGUGGGCUGUGCAAGCUCUGGUCUGUGCCUGACUGCAACCUUGUUCAUACCUUACGAGGACAUAACACCAACGUAGGAGCAAUAGUCUUCCAUCCCAAAGCCACUGUCUCCUUAGACAAGAAAGAUGUUAACCUGGCCUCGUGUGCGGCUGAUGGUUCUGUCAAACUUUGGAGCCUUGAAAGUGAUGAGCCAGUGGCAGAUAUUGAAGGUCACGCCAUGAGAGUGGCACGUGUGAUGUGGCACCCAUCUGGAAGGUUCCUGGGCACUACCUGCUAUGAUCACUCAUGGCGCUUGUGGGACUUAGAAGCUCAGGAAGAGAUCCUCCAUCAGGAGGGACACAGCAAAGGGGUCUACGACAUUGCCUUUCACACAGAUGGGUCUCUUGCUGGGACUGGCGGGCUGGAUGCUUUUGGCCGGGUGUGGGACUUGCGCACAGGACGCUGCAUCAUGUUUCUAGAAGGCCACCUGAAGGAGAUCUAUGGGGUUAACUUCUCCCCAAACGGAUACCACAUUGCAACUGGCAGCGGUGACAAUACUUGCAAAGUAUGGGACCUCCGUCAGAGGAAGUGCAUCUACACCAUUCCUGCCCAUCAGAACCUGGUGACCGGGGUGAAGUUUGAACCCAAUCACGGUAACUUCCUGCUCACAGGCGCUUAUGAUAACACCGCAAAGAUCUGGACUCACCCUGGCUGGUCCCCUUUGAAAACACUGGCUGGGCAUGAGGGGAAGGUGAUGGGACUGGAUAUCUCCCUCGAUGGCCAACUGAUAGCGACAUGUUCAUAUGACAGAACCUUCAAGCUGUGGACAGCAGAAUAGCUCAGAGUUGCUGAUGAACUGGAACUGAGAUGUUAAUGGUUUUGAACUCGGACAUUUUUGUUUUUUUAUAUUAAAGGAAAAAAAGGAAUCGGCUAUCGUAACAUGCUGUAGUCACUGGCUGGUCUUGGUUUCCUGGUUGAGGUGGUUUUGAAGCAUCUGUGUGUGCCAGGGUUUGGUUGGAAUCAAAGCCUGGGUGAUGUUUUCACACUUUUUAGAACUUUCUUUUUACACUCUGGACAUUGUUCCCCUGCUAUAAUUUGGAGAUGAACCAUCUACGCACGUGCAUCACCUUGCCUCCAAGCCAGUCUCCCAGAUUUUCUCCAGUCUAUUUUUAAACAUUUGUAGAUAGCCAUGUAACUCUUCAAGUAUAGUGUGUUGAACAGCCUCUAGUAACAUCCUUCUUACCUUCUGUUUACCAGGAGCCUGUGGUAGAAGUCUGUGGCUUCAGACUUGAUACUGGCUGUCAAGAGUUACAGGAAAAUGGUACCCUCGUUCUCCUACAUCUGUAAAGUUGGCCUCUGAAAGUGGAAGACUGUAUCCCCUUUGUAUUUACUCACAGUAGAUUUUAGAGGCCAGGGGAUUUUUUUUAAAAAAAACUUUUCAUGAAGCGUCUCAGACUAUCUUAUACCCUAGCUCUUGGAGCUGUCUCAAGAAUUAGAUGUUUCAAAUUCAUGUAGGUGUCUCCUGUUGUAGUUGUUGCUGUGCCUCACCUGAGGUAAUACAGAGCAGGCUAUUUCACUGUAAGAUUUUCUUGUUCUAACUUGCACUGUGAGGAACUUUCUCUUUUGUUGUUUAGACUUUAAAUUGAAGUUUUGCAAAUGUGACAUUCUGAAAAAUCAAAACGUGUUCUGAAUAUGCAUCCUAGCUUCUGGGUUUGACUAAGGGAUGGAGACAUUACAGGUACUUCACAAUUCACACAGUUCUCUAUCUGCUAUCUUAAAAAGUCUUCAGGAGAAAAGAGAAAAUUUUCCUUUGGUCACCUGGAAAGCAGCUGUCCAUCUUCCUUGGGAAGAUGGAACACAGUUCUGUUUUCAACCCUUGACUUAAUGCAUUUGGGGAUCGUGUUGUUCUAAGAAAAAAAAAAACCCACCGGCGAGUUGAUAGUCUGCUUUGCUGCAGUAUCAUUGCAUCCCCCCUUCUCACAGAGGGGUGUGGGUUUCUCCUCCCUUCCAGAAAAAUGCUGGCAUCUGCUGCAUGCCACUUUUUAGUUAUUCCCAAGGAAACUGUAGAUAUGGGACAAGAGGCCAGUGAAUAACAAAAGUAUUUAAUUGCAAUCUCCUCUUGUGUAAUAAGCCUAGAUACUCAAGCUACCUGCUCACAAGCCAGUUUAGUAGCUCCUGAGGGCUCUACUAAAAUUUAUUUUGCUGCCUGAAGAUCCAUCUCUGAGCAAUGAGUAUUUGGUCAGUGCUAUUGUAAAUGAGCUUACUCUGCACAGCCCAGGCUGACCUCACUCGGCUGAGGGUGUGGAGCUGCACGGCCCAGCCUGCCUGCUGCGAAGUCAUCCCCACACCAGCUAGGCUGGAGCCUGAGAGCUGCCGUUUCACCAGCCUGAGGUGUGACUGUGCUUUCUGGCUCUCCUGAGGCCCCUCUGUAUCGCGGUGUAAUGAUUCCCUCCGGUGUCCGGGUGCGGCUGGGAUGGCCCGUGGCACCGAUGCUCAUCAGGUUCCUCCUGUGUGAUUCUGGCUGGGGCUGGGAGGCUUUGUGGGGUGCAGAGCAAGGCCUCUGGGAGAAGGGCAGGACCCUGAGAGUGUGGAACCUGGCAGAUUGUAACAGCUACUGCUCGUUCUCCAGCAGCGUGACCCAGGAGCCCUGCUGCGGGGCUGGAGGUAGCCUUCCUAGCUGUCCAGAGCGGGGAGAGCUCCCUUACUUAGCUCUCAUGCAAGAGGUUGGGCACUCUGGGCUGUGCCUGGUAGUCACUGUGGCUGUUCCCAAAGCGCGCUGCAGUGCGUGGGGCUUUGAGGUCUCCCUGGGCAAGGGAGGUCCGCUAGGCAGGCUAGAAGGCUGGGGCAUUUCUCAGCAGGUUGUGUUCACAGGUCAACCCAGGCCGAGCAGUCACCCAGCAGGCUCCCGUGCAGGACAGCAGAGAGCCAGAAAUGAGAGCCAGGGGGUUGCAGAGAGCCUGCUGCUUCGUAGCGCAGCGCUCUGCUUUGAACCUGAGCGCUCUCGGUCCCUUGAUGUGUAAGGACGUAGAUUAUUUGUCUCCUGCAGGCCUCUGAGGCCACCAUGCCUUGAGCGGGCUCCGGCUG